Messenger RNA from Selaginella moellendorffii, 2146 nucleotides. RefSeq names its product DEAD-box ATP-dependent RNA helicase 9, mitochondrial. NCBI's taxonomy places the organism in Eukaryota, Viridiplantae, Streptophyta, Lycopodiopsida, Selaginellales, Selaginellaceae. The record is from RefSeq and is a predicted model, not a curated record. The transcript has 7 exons. Gene Ontology annotation, molecular function: ATP binding; nucleic acid binding. Bases 139 to 2019 code for a protein of 626 amino acids.
UAAAGCCCUAAACCCCGCAGUGUGGAAGAACCCUAGCCGCGCACGGCGACGAGGGGAGGAGGAGCUACCACAUCGCCGCCUUGCCGCCGCCGCUAGCAGCUCAUCGGCGCCAUACAUUCUCCGAGGCUGUCUUCUCCAAUGUCGUGCAGUGCAGCGCCGCUGGAGAAGGCGGGAAUGCGGAGCAUCAUAAGCUGGCACGCCCGUGUGCCGCGAUGCCUCAAGCUCCGGACGAGCCUGGAUUCCAGCAGGGCGUUUGGAACUGCGACGAAGUAUAGCUUCACAAAUGGAGGACCAUCCAAGUUCCAUCCAGUCCCCGGGAUUCUCAAGAGGCUGCGCGUCAGUGCUACUUACAAUGACUGGCAGUGGCCGAGCCCAAGCCCGGCUCCCCAGGACUCACGCUCCUACUGGACCACUCCGCAAAGGCAAGCAGGAUUUCCAGAGACUGACUAUGACGAUGAUCGUCGAGGAGGAAGCGGUGGCGGAUAUGGAGGGGGUGGAUAUGGUGGUGGCGGCGGCUAUGGAGGUGGUGGUGGCUAUGGUGGUGGUGGUGGUGGCUAUGGAGGUGGUGGUCGUGGCGGUGGAGGAUUUGGGAGCUUUGGUUCUUCUCGGGGACCUGGCUUUGGAGUACAGGAGACGUACACUGGUCCACCCAUCGAGACUAUCAAUCCGUCGGCGGUGGUGGCAGGUGAGGAACUCGCAGUGGCGAAGCUCGGGAUUGAUCCGGAAAUUGUGAGAGCGCUCGCACAGAAGAACAUCAUAAAUCUUUUUCCUGUUCAGAGCGCGGUGUAUCAACCUGCGAUGAAAGGACGCGAUUUUAUUGCUCGGGCUAAGACAGGAACGGGGAAGACUCUUGCUUUUGGUCUUCCCAUUCUCCAUACUAUCACUGUUGAAAGGCGCGAAGCUACAAGCAGGACUCAGCCUGGAUGUCCUCGUUGCAUUGUCAUGGCUCCGACACGAGAGCUAGCAAAGCAAGUCGAGAAAGAGUUGACGUCGACUGCUCCACAUUUGACACUAGUGUGCAUCUAUGGAGGCGUCAGUAUCGAGUCUCAAAGACGAUCACUGGAGCGGCCAAUCGACGUUGUUGUCGGUACCCCUGGCCGUGUCAUCGAUAUGCUACAGCGCGGUUCUUUGCUGCUGAACCGGGUGAAGUUCAUGGUUCUGGAUGAAGCUGAUCAGAUGCUUGCAACUGGUUUUGCGGAAGAUGUGGAGAAGAUCAUGGAGAGGCUCCCCAAGCAAAGGCAGACUAUGAUGUUUUCCGCCACAAUGCCGUCCUGGGUGAAGAACUUGUUGCGACGGUUCAUGCAAGAUCCUCUUGUGGUCGAUCUGGUGGGAGACAACGACGAGAAGCUUGCAGAGGGUAUUAAGCUUUACUCUUGCGAGGCAUCCGACUAUAACAAGGGUCCUCUUCUCAAGGAGCUUGUGAAUUCGUAUGGCAAAGGUGGGAAAGUGAUCGUGUUUGCCAAAACCAAGCGCGACACGCACAAUGUAGCUCAAGCCAUGAGCCGCUCGGUCCCUUGCGAGGCUCUACACGGCGACAUCCCACAGUUCCAACGUGAGAGAACGCUUUCCGGCUUCCGAGACGGCAGAUUUUCAGUGUUGGUAGCAACGGACGUAGCUGCUCGCGGUCUUGACAUUCCCAAUGUCGAUCUGGUGAUUCACUACGAAGUUCCUGGCGACUCAGAGACGUUCGUUCACAGGUCGGGACGAACAGGCCGAGCUGGGAAGAAAGGAGUGGCGAUUUUGAUGCACACUUACGCGCAGGGGCGCGUGAGGGACACGAUCGAGCACGACGUUGGGUGUAGAUUCGAGGCGCUCAACGUUCCAAACGUGGACAUGAGCUGCGCACAAGACUUUUCGAGGGACACUUACGUGGCGAGCAGCGGUUUUGGCGGAAGAAGCUUUGGAGGUGGACGAGGGGGCGGCGGCUACGGUGGCGGCGGAUUUGGGAGAGGUGGCGGCGGUGGCUUUGGUGGCGGUGGUUUCGGGGGCAGGAGCGGUGGGUUUGGGGGAGGGUGGUAGUUGUAGGUUCUUUCUCGGCAGACGAAACGUAGUAGCCGCCUACUUGCAGUGGUAGUUUCUUACUAGUGACGAACAUUUGCCUCCUUUUUUUUACCAAUCAAAGAAUAUACGGAUAGUUACACAAUUU